Molecule: messenger RNA, 340 nt
Organism: Staurois parvus
Lineage: Eukaryota; Metazoa; Chordata; Amphibia; Anura; Ranidae
Source: the annotation of a GenBank genome assembly
UCACGGGGUCCCCGAGCAAUAAGGGAUCAUGGGGCCCCUGUGUCCUUGCCUAAACUCAAAAAAGCUUAUGAAAAAGGUACCAGGGGCAUCACAUGGGGCCCCCUACUGACCCCGGGCCCUCGGGCAGUGCCCGAGUUUCCAAAUGGUCAGUCCGCCCCUGCCUACACCUGAACAUUUGACGAAGGUAAAAAAAAGUCUUGCUAACAACCAAUGACAUCAUUGGUUGAUAAGGAGGACAUCAUGCAUGUGAACAACAUCCUUGUUUUCCCCUGCCUCUCUCCAUCAACAUUGGGGUCACAUUAGCUGAGUGAGGGAGAGAAAUGGAGAGAAAAGAGAAAUG